GAUCUUUACUGUUUACAAUUAAAAAAUUUCCUUUCUAGUUAUUUAGUUUGAUUUCCCAUCAUCAAAUUUUUUAUCCUUGUGAGGUCAAACUUAUGCAAAUGGGGUCACUCCUUUCGUUUGAGAAAGCAGCUAAGUUGUCAUUCUUUAGGUGUUAUUCAAGUAGUGGUCAAAUGAUUGUAUUAUAACCAUCUGGAAACUUUCCGAUUAUAUGAAAUUAAUGUUCAUUAAGAAGAAAGUUAUAGCAUGGAACAGGGUUGUCUUAACCUUUUCAGACGCAGCAUGGAGGGAAAGAGUAGCUGUCUUGAUUUUUCAUGUUAUAUUUUUCAGCUGUCUGUUAUGCAUACGAGGAAUCAUUUUCCUGCAUGUAUGUGUUUUUCUCUCAUUUAUAAAUAAAAUUUAUUAAUUUUCAAAGAAAAAGGUUGUAAAAAAAAUUAUGUGUUUUUUAUUUUGUUUCUUAGUGUAAAAACAGAGCUUGUUUCUGAAUAAGAUAUUGUUGAUGUCAGCUGGAUUUUGAGCAGUAGCCCAUAGGUAAUGAACUUGUGGCUAUUGCAUUAAGAGGAGUAAUGACUUUAAAGAAUUCUCUGGGAGAAUAUCAAUUAGACAAAAUUCCUGGUGUAGCAGACUUCUUGUUAAUGUUACCUAUAGUUCGAAGAUAAAAGCAUUUAUUGUAGUAUGGGAGAUGGUCUAUGGUGAGGUGAGGAUUAGAGUCAGACUACUUUGGAAAUACUACAUUCACCAUAAUCUAUGUUAGAAGAAGAGUUAUGUAAACCUACCUGUUCUUGAUUUGUUGGAUCAGAUGAUUAAUUCUAUUGAUCAGAGUAACCUUUUGAGCUGGAAGAUUAAACGUGCUACUGGCGAUGUUUUUGCUCUUUCUUGUUCUUGUUGUGUAAAUUAGAAAAUAAACUGCUUUAUGCAAUCAUCAGUAACUUGAUUUGGAUGAUAAUUACUUUGUGACACCAUUAUUCCAAUGACAACUGCAGUAUCAUCCAUGAAAUAAUUACGUUUGAUCUUGUGUGCUUUUCACUGUAUCUUUUGGUCACGUAACCAUUGUAUUCUGUUGAUUACUAUAUGAUUGCCAUGUCAAAGUAGUAUCAUUUAAUUGCAGUUGCCUGAUAGAUGGUGGUUGCUGAGUACCUUGCCUCUUUUGUUUGACAAAUUUAUCGAAUCACCUUCAAAGAAUAUUACAUCUUCAACUUCACCAAUGAACAUGGGUCCACAUUCUCUGUUUAUAAACCAUCAGGAGCAGGGUGACUGCUUGGCUUUUGAAGCAUUAACUGGCACUACAAAACAUCUUUUGGAAGAAAACAACCAGGCUUUUGUUCAAAUUUCAGCAAAUAUUUCUACCCUCAAGUUGCAGGAGAAUAUUGAUCUCUUUUGCCGUGCAAGGAACAAUAUAACUGCAGUGUUAAACGAAAUGAGAAGUAUGCCUGGGAUAAUGAGUCGGAUGCCCCCACUUCCUGUAAUCAUAAAUGAGGAACUUGCAAGUAGUAUUUUGCCUAGUUCAUCUCAGCCCGUGAUGUUUUUUUCAUCUGGUGGGAUCUAUCUGAAGCAGGAGCCUGGUUGCUGAUUGGAAAUUCUUGUGUUUGAGUUCAUAAAUCUUGUCUUUGUAAGUAGAUUUCUGCUGUAAUGUGCGAGUAUCUGGAUCCCGAGGUAAUAAUAUCUUUCCAGAGAUCAUGUUUUUGGAAGCCGAAAUGUUUGCUGGAGCAGAUACUAGAAAAAGAGAACAGAUGAAAAUAAUAUUGACUCAUCAUUAUCAGUUGACAAGGCAGGUAGAAAUCGACUAAGGCACUUUAAAGCCAAAUGUUAAGUUGCCUUCACAGAACAGAAAAAGGUUUUUUGAGUCUUUUCCUCUACAUUCGGAAACCUUGUGUCAAUUACAAAUUCUAUCAUUUGUGCAUUAGUCUGAUGAGUGCAUGUAAUAAUGCUGAUAUUUUGAAGAAUUAAUGUAGUAAACAAUUUGAUAACAAGGUUGUAAAUAUGCACAAAGAUCUUCUAAAGGAAUCGGCAUUAUAAUGGACAAGAUGUUUUACUUAUUAUA
This is a messenger RNA of Olea europaea var. sylvestris, 2038 nucleotides long. RefSeq lists its product as uncharacterized. The coding region runs from base 1202 to 1567 and encodes 121 amino acids. The record is from RefSeq and is a predicted model, not a curated record. The transcript is spliced from 6 exons. Lineage: Eukaryota; Viridiplantae; Streptophyta; Magnoliopsida; Lamiales; Oleaceae.